AUGGGGACGCCGCCACAACGGAAGGACAUCCCGCCCUGGGUGAAGGUGCCCGAAGACCUGAGAGACCCCGAGGUGUUCCAGCUCCAGACGCGGCUGCUGGAAGCCAUCUUGGGUGAGUGAACCCUCGCCCCGCGCGGCCGCGGGCAUCGCUUACUUCGAGCAAAGUGAGCCAAAGUCAUGCUCGAGUUGAAGAUUCUGGAGUCCUCCGACCUCACCGAAGUGACGAUCUACGGCCCCUACUUGAACAGGUUCAGGACCAGGUGGAUGAUGCAGUCGCUCGCCGAGUGGCACCGCCAGCGACAGGAGAGAGGUGUGCUGAGACUGGAGGAAGCCAUGCAAACUCUCGGAUUAGAUCCCGGCCAGAAGUGA
Suncus etruscus (white-toothed pygmy shrew) is the source of this 369-nucleotide messenger RNA. RefSeq names its product developmental pluripotency associated 5 (gene DPPA5). The record is from RefSeq and is a predicted model, not a curated record. Gene Ontology annotation, biological process: regulation of gene expression. Gene Ontology annotation, cellular component: cytoplasm. NCBI's taxonomy places the organism in Eukaryota, Metazoa, Chordata, Mammalia, Eulipotyphla, Soricidae. Gene Ontology annotation, molecular function: mRNA binding.